Rodentolepis nana is the source of this 3477-nucleotide messenger RNA. Lineage: Eukaryota; Metazoa; Platyhelminthes; Cestoda; Cyclophyllidea; Hymenolepididae. The record is from the annotation of a GenBank genome assembly.
AUGGGUUUUACUUUAUCUGCAUCUUCGCGUGCAAUUAAUCUGCUUAAGAGUGAUAGCAAAAUUAAAAGAAAAGAAUCCUUAUCUGCAAUCGAACAAGAUGUUUGCGAUAAUCUUUCACAUGCUGGUGUUAACGACAUUAAUGAGUAUUGUUCUUGGAUUAUUCCUCGUCUUGUAUUGUUACUUUCAGACCCUGUCGAAAGCCAUCGCGAUAGAGUCCUGUGUAUUCUCUCUACAUUGUGUAAUCAAGUUGAAGAGUCGAGUUGCUUUAUUCCUCAUGUAACUCAAACACUUGUUAAACGAUUUACAACAGAAGGCUCCUACGAAGAAUCUGAGGAAAUUCGUUUAAAUUCUCUCAAACUUCUCCAAUCUAUAUUAGAGAAAAUUCAAAAUGCUUCUUCCUGUUUUGAUGACUAUUGCAUUAUUCUUCAGAAAUCACUUGAAGAUUCCUUUCAUGAAGUUAAAAUUACCUGUUGCCAUAUUCUUUGUAUAUUAUCAAAAAAGUUUCCCUCAUUAUUCUACCACAGUGCUGAGUCCUUGCUCAAUACUCUUUUACGAAAUAUUGUUCAUCAGCAGCAUAAAGUACGUUUUGCAACGGUGGAAGCCAUUGGAGUAGUUUUUAUGCAUUGUAAUGGCAAAUUUGUUGAUAUUACUAUUACACCGCUGACUCAACGCCUUUUUGAUCCCUCUAUAUCGGUACGAAAAGCUGUUGUCCAAGUUACUGGAGAAUGGCUUCUUAAUCUCCCUGAUCGUUAUUCCUAUCACACUAAAUUGAUUCCCCUAAUCUUGAGCGGCCUGAUAGAUGAAUGCAAUGAGAUUCGGGAAGAAGCUAUGGCUAUCUGGCAUGAUAUUGGGUUGAAAUUUCAAAAAGAAAACGAAAAUGAUCUUAAAGAUAAAAUUGAUUUUGAUCCGGGACCACCAUCGCAUUAUCCAGCUGAUCAGCUUCGACCAAAUUUGGGUUGUCGUCAGCUCAUAAAUCGAUCAGCCUCACGCCUUUUGCCUGGCCUUUGCAAUGACUUACGAGACUGGCAAGAAGCUACGCGCAAUAAAGCCGCCGGUCUUUUGCCCAUCAUUUUGUUGCACUUGGAGUCUGCUGUCACUCAACACACUCAAACCCUCAUCACUGGUCUUUGUAAUGGAGUAGCUGAGAUAAUUCUUUGCGUUUCUCUCAAUUCUUCUCUUCACCUUAUUCUCCUGAGUCCUCAACGUGGCUUACCUUCGCUCUCUAGUCUUUCUUGUCAAAAGAAGACUCGCAGUUAUGGCACACAUGCUGAAGCUCUUAGUGGAGGGGCUGCAGAAUCUUUCAAUGUGCUCCUUCAACUCUUUGCAGCAGCUAGAUAUGUCUCCUGUUUUGUAAAGCCUCAUGUAUGGUGGAAACUGCUUAACGAGAACUCUCGUCGGUGCUUAGAGUCUACAUCUCCGGCUAGUCUAGCAGCUAAUUACUUCAUUUUGGCGAACCUGCUAGCUGGGUCUUCAUUAGAUUGUCUCAUCACUUGUUCAGAUGGUGAAGCAAACUUAUGUCCCUUACUUCGUAUCACUGCCUACUUGACAUCAGACGAGCAGAUUUCUUGUGCAGCUUUCACUUCAAGAGCGGGUCUUCUUGAGUGCGCCAAUGUUUUAAUUGCCCUUCUGAAAGAAAUUAUGGAUAAAGUGAUGAAUAAUUGCGUUCCUCGUGGAGAUUCCGGUGAAGAUGUCUUGAAACAAAUCGCCGAAAAGUUGCUAGAGGAUACGUUCUUUCUUUUAAUGGCCAUUAGCUCUGGUUGGAAUGAAGAACUUGAACGAUUGGACUCUGUUGUAGAAUUUAACGACCAAGUUGGGCGAUUGCUAUGUCAAUUGUCUCAACUACAAUAUGCCCUACUCAAAGACAGCGCAUUGGAAGUGAAAUCCUGUUCAGGUGUUGAAAUGCCAGAAGAAGAGCUUAUUAUAGAAGCUAAAAAAGCAGGUCAGAUUCUUGAGCGUUUGUACGGUUAUCAGUUACCCAAGCUCCUCAGACGUUUGGAUACCAGUCGAAAAGUGAAGGGUCGGGGUUGGCAUGCAAAAUCCACAGAAUUGAACAUAUUCAUUCACGCAGUACUUGCGGCUGGCCCUGGCCUACUUCUUGGCUUGGAACCACCUACUUGCGCAUGCAAUGCAAAUGGAGUGGAUGGGAUUUGUCGUCAGGCGGAUUUCAAUGAUUCUCCACUCAUGUUGACUAUGCGUCUUCUUGAAGAAGGCUGCCGACUUGGUGAGCCGCUAGAUAGGAAUAAAGCUGGUGCUGGCGCUUCGACGAAUCCACUUUCACUUGCUGCUGAGGCUGAAUUGCAUCUUCGUGGUUUGCUUCUAUUAAUGCGGCUUACUGAGCAUGCUCGCGUGAGGGUGAUUAUGACACAGCCUCGUCUCUUUAGAUACUGCCUGGAGAGACUUGUGCUGCCUUCGUGCCAGUGGCGUGCAGGUCGCACAGCAGAGGCUAUGAGAAAAGCCGCCGCGACGUCUCUAGUGGCACUCUUAGCUGCUGUUGUUCCGCUCACUUCCCCAUCACCUGCAACUAACUUAUCUUCUGAAGGUGUCACUCCCCGUGAACGAAUGCUCGACCAAUGGCUAAAUGAGCGAAUCGAGCCGACAAAAGGCAAACUUGCUGAUUUGAAAAACAAGAAUGCCCUCUUGAGCAAUCGAGUUCGUUUAAUUGAUCGUCCAAUUCCUGCUUCUGGUAAUAUUGAAGAUACUGGUCAUUUAGCGAACCUCGGUUUAAUUAGUGCUGUCUCUCCGCGACUUCUCGCUCAGCUAUUAGCUCGAUUAGGUGGUCUUUUGACUGAUGAUGUUGAAGGCACUCGACUUCUCGCCUGUACCGCUCUUACUCUACUCUUUGGAGGCAUCUUUUCCGGAGGCUCUGAAGAUGCAGUUGGUGUAGAAGGGAGUACUUGUGUUAAUGGAAAAUAUAUUCCAGGUGCCUUCCUUCGUUCUCCAGCCUGGUUUCUGCCUCUGCUAGAAGAUGAUUCGAAAGGAGUCGAAGAAGUCGAUAUCGAAAGACAUGGUGACAAGAUGCCUGGUUUAACAACUCCUCUGCCCGAUUCCCUAGGCGAUAAAGUCUACAGGUUUUAUCCUAACUUACUUAAAGCUCUUGAUGAUGCUUCGGAUGAUGUUCGUCUGCGUGCUGCUGAUGCUUUCGUAACAUGGUUUUGGGUGAUGUCUCCUAAUCUUAUUGAUCGUCCACCUCCUGUCGCUUCUUUGCAAACUUCCCAAGAAACUACUCCUAAUUUAAAACUGAACUCUGUUUAUUCUGCAGUUGUGGAUGAUCUCACCUCCACAGUUGCAGUUCAUCUUGAUGAUGGUGAGAGUGUAAUCCGCACAGCUGUUGCUCGCGUGAUACUUCGAAUCGCUCAAAUUGCCCCAGACUCAGUGAAGAGGGUUUUGAGUGGAGCCCGUGAACGACACAGAUCGCCCCAACUGUGCCAAGCACUUUUGUCCUCUUUGGAGUGGCGUUGUGAUGAUGGGGAAAUAUAA